Molecule: messenger RNA, 1485 nt
Organism: Colletotrichum scovillei
Lineage: Eukaryota; Fungi; Ascomycota; Sordariomycetes; Glomerellales; Glomerellaceae
Product: polyubiquitin
Exons: 3
Coding region: 400-1317 (305 amino acids)
Biological process (GO): protein ubiquitination; modification-dependent protein catabolic process
Cellular component (GO): cytoplasm; nucleus
Molecular function (GO): ubiquitin protein ligase binding; protein tag activity
Source: RefSeq, a predicted model, not a curated record
UCAGAACUGAGAAAGAAGGCACUCAAUGCCACUGACUGCAUAACCUGCCCCCACUUUCUUGCACCUGCGCCUCCAAUCAGGCCCCUCCUUCACUGCCUUCCUUGCCUUCCGCGGCCAGUCAGUCACCAAGCACCCAGGAAGGCACCACCACCCAACUUGGCUCCAGGUCCUUCCUUCCCGCCUUCAGACAGGCCGCAUCUCUCUGACACCUUGGUUGCCUUUCGGUAUUUAAGCCACUUCACCUCUUCAUUCUUCUCCCCUCCUCUUCUUCCCCAUCACAUCUUCUACACACUACUUUCGCUCGACGAACCUCCCAUCAGCGAUCACUCGAUUACGAGCAACUACAUUCAGUAAUACCAAAGAGCAACACCACACAUCAGAUUCAUCGAAGUCGCCAUCAUGCAGAUCUUCGUCAAGACCCUCACCGGCAAGACCAUCACUCUCGAGGUCGAGUCCUCCGAUACCAUUGAUAACGUGAAGUCCAAGAUCCAGGACAAGGAGGGCAUUCCCCCCGAUCAGCAGCGUCUCAUUUUCGCUGGCAAGCAGCUUGAGGACGGCCGCACCCUCUCCGACUACAACAUCCAGAAGGAGUCUACUCUCCACUUGGUUCUCCGCCUUCGUGGUGGUAUGCAGAUCUUCGUCAAGACGCUCACUGGCAAGACCAUCACCCUUGAGGUCGAGUCUUCUGAUACCAUCGACAAUGUCAAGUCGAAGAUUCAGGAUAAGGAGGGCAUCCCCCCUGACCAGCAGCGUUUGAUCUUUGCUGGCAAGCAACUUGAGGAUGGCCGCACCCUGUCCGACUACAACAUUCAGAAGGAGUCCACACUCCAUUUGGUUCUUCGUCUUCGCGGUGGUAUGCAGAUUUUCGUCAAGACCCUUACAGGCAAGACGAUUACGCUCGAGGUUGAAUCUUCAGACACCAUUGACAACGUCAAGUCGAAGAUCCAAGAUAAGGAGGGCAUUCCUCCCGACCAGCAGCGCUUGAUCUUCGCCGGAAAGCAGCUUGAGGAUGGUCGUACCUUGUCGGAUUACAACAUUCAGAAGGAGUCAACUCUGCAUCUCGUCCUGCGUCUGCGUGGUGGUAUGCAGAUCUUCGUCAAGACGCUGACUGGAAAGACGAUUACAUUGGAAGUCGAGUCAUCUGACACGAUUGAUAAUGUGAAGUCCAAGAUCCAGGACAAGGAGGGUAUUCCCCCUGACCAGCAGCGUCUUAUCUUCGCUGGAAAGCAGCUGGAAGAUGGUCGCACUCUGAGCGAUUACAACAUCCAGAAGGAAUCAACCCUCCAUCUGGUCCUCCGUCUUCGUGGCGGCCAGUAAGGGACGGGUUGGCGAUGGGAAAGUUGCCUCAUUCGAGGCAGGGCGUUAAUGGACUACGAUUACGGCAGGACAAUGGUUCUGAAUGAUAUCUUCACAUAUUCCUAGAACUUAGCUAGGCACUCAUACGCUCAUGAAAGCGUCAAUACCAGACUUGAUUUCAGUCUCAGC